AUGUCAGCCGACAAGUAUACGGAAGAAUGGCUCGAACGCGAGUUCGUUGGGUACGGCAUGGAACAGCCCAAUCCAGAGUGGCCCGGCGGAGCUAAAGUAUGUGUGAGCUUUGUGGUCCAAUACUACAUGGGAGCAGUAAGUGUCCACCUAUUGAGUAGCGGAAAGCUCGAUGAUAGCCAGAAGUUGACGGACCGAAUGAAGGAACUGUCCGUUCUCAACGGCGAUGAGAAGACAUGCGCCGACUUGCUCGAAAUUCCAAAGGCAAUGCCGUCACAGGGGCGGAACGAAGGUGCUGAGCAGAUGUACGAGUAUGGUGCCAGAGAGGGUGUGCCUAGGCUACUGAACCUGUUUAAGAAAUAUAACUUGCCCGUGACGUGGAAUUUCUACACCCGUGCUAUAGAAAGAAACCCCUUUUGGGUGAAGCCCAUCCUCGAAAGCGGCGCCGAACUCAGCCUAGGCGGGUACCGCUGGCGUGACAAUCUUCAUGAUAAUGUCAAACCGGAGGUAGAAGACGAGGAAAUCCAAAAGAGCUUCGACAUUUUGCAGAAAGCGGCCGAAGACAAGCAUCUUCCUCAAGCCGAUUGGGCAACCUAUCUCAAAGAUACAUUUGACUGCUUUUACGAAGAGGGCGAAGCGGGCGAGCCGAAGAUGAUGACCAUCGUACUUCACCCACACAUUUGCGGCAGGCCCAACCGAGCAAUACAUUUGGAGAAUUUCAUCAAAUAUGCCCAAGCCAAGGGCACCUGGUUCGCGCGUAGAAUAGAUAUUGCCAACCAUUGGCAGACCAAGUUCCCGUUCGAUGCCAAGACGGCGUUUGGGCAGACGUCAGUGCCCGAAUGUGGCAAAAUACCAGCAUAG
Phaeoacremonium minimum UCRPA7 is the source of this 858-nucleotide messenger RNA. RefSeq names its product putative polysaccharide deacetylase family protein. Gene Ontology annotation, biological process: carbohydrate metabolic process. The transcript has 7 exons. The record is from RefSeq and is a predicted model, not a curated record. The coding region runs from base 1 to 858 and encodes 285 amino acids. Gene Ontology annotation, molecular function: hydrolase activity, acting on carbon-nitrogen (but not peptide) bonds. Lineage: Eukaryota; Fungi; Ascomycota; Sordariomycetes; Togniniales; Togniniaceae.